AUGUCUAGACCGGCAAAUAUUGUAACAACCGGUUCCUUGGUGUCUGGGUUUGGAGUUGGCACUGGAACAGGGGCGGGAACCUUUGUUGGGACAAUUUCGAUCCCGGCAACCCCAGUAGAGGCUCUCCCAGACGAUGCCAAAAUCUUGAAGCCCCUUUUGCUAAGCUCAGAUUACGAUAAAGUCUGCGAGCAAACGAGCGAUAAAGCUUUCUGGUAUGGAAUUUAUAAUAAAGCAACCAAGGCACAGAGAGAACAAGAGGGUCGUGCAAGUGAACUUAUACUGGCAAAUGUCGAAACUACCUCCGAAACUGGAAAGUACUCUGAAAUCGAUGAGGACGCGCAUGGUGAAGUUUUUCAGUAUUGUCAGGAGCGGUCUAAAAUACUUGAAGCGCUCAACAUCAAAAUUGAACAACACAACAAGAUUUCCAACCACCCCGCGAAUUUCGGAAAAGUCCGGAUCCAAGUAUUUGGGCCUUUUGGCAAGGUUCGCCUGGCCAAAUUACUCAAAUCCAAUGAUCCCGCGCCUCAAAACGAACACCCUGAUGAGCAUGAUGACACGGACGAAAAUGACGACGAAGAAAUGUUGAAGCAAAGUAAUGCACAUUGGACAAUCCUCGAAAGCCUUCCUGCCAAAUUGAAAGGAGAUCUCAUGAAAUCUCACUCCCUUGUUGCCGCAAUCCAUACAUAUCGCACUCAUAUCAUGAAUGCCGACACAUCAAGAGAGCACACGACCAAGGGCAAGCUCGACCUACAUAACCAUUACACCGAAGAGUUUGGCAAAGAAGUAGCGAAAGCUAUAGGGAAGUACAAUAAAAGGAUCACAGGAAAGACAAAGCAGCUGCAGGGUAAAAUUGCGCAGUUGAAGGAGUACAAAAACAUAGGACUUACGUACGUUCCUAAGUAUUCGGAUCCAGGUAUGGACGCGGAAACACAAGAGGAAGAAGAACUACUUCAAAAACCCGAUGAUCAAUACUUCGGUCAACCAGACGACCCAGUUCCGGACUCGGUAAAAGCUAUUCAGAGCAAGAUGGGUGGGGAAAUGGGGUGCGUGCGAAGACUGCUGCUAAACCCGCUAGAUCAGCAGGCAAGAGAUAAUUUUGAUCGCUAUCAGGAUUUGGCUAGGGCUGCGACAGUAGAAGCCGGGCAUCAAGCCUCAAAGUUUGAUAUUAAUGAGGCAAACCUGGCCAGUUUUUGGGUACAGAAUAUUUUAGGGUCCGCAGCUCUAUACAACUCUCUUGUGAAUGGAACCGACAGCCAGGACAUCCUGCAAACCUACAAUUCUUUUCGGGUGCAGGCGAACGACUUUGUAGAGAAAUGUCAAUUUCCUAAGAAUUUUGCCGAUUCUCUUGUUCCGGAUAUAGCGGAUCUCCAGGCAUCACAUCUACAGCUGCCUCCUGUCGAUUCACCAUUGGUAAUUUCUCAAAUUAUUGCAAUGCGGGCUAGACUGGAGGGACCACAAGGCUCCCUUCAUACAUUGAUUUAUUUGCACACAGCGGCGAUUAGUGGAAGAACGAAUUCGGAGCAGCUUGCCAAAUACCAAGAAGCGGCAGCCGAGGUUACAAAAGUCACCCACGAAAUAAAGUCUCUGACACAACAAAAGUGCGUUACCGACAAUUAUAGUUUCACAGACCUGCUAUUAGAGGAACUUGUCAGGCAGGCUGACAAUAUGGCCUCUCUUCGAGAAAAUUGCCGGAGUAACUCUGGUGUUUCUAUCCACGAUGACGAACUAGACCAGUAUAUGGUGUUUGUGACGAAGUACUGGUUCUCGAAUGGCCCUUGGAAUGGUGGAAUAAUAGGAGCCGUCCUCGGAGACUCCCCUCAGCUGUUAAAGCAACACAGAGCACUUCCACGGGUAGAGCCACGGGUAGAGCCACCGGUAGAAGAACCUCAAGGGACACCCGACCCGUCAUCAGGACCGUUUAAGUACCCAAAGCGCCAAAAUAAGCCGGACCUCCUACCCUCUAACAAGAUAGAUCAUCAUGGGGUAGUAAAAGAUAUACAAUCAUGGAUUAGCGUUGGGGGCCGCGAUAAGUUAUUGGUUAAGUACCAAGUUCCCGGAAAGUCAAAGCUCGCCUACCUGUUGCUAUCAGGAAGUGAUGUUAAAGGCACUCUUAGCGAUUUUAAGCAAGACUAUCCAGGUUUUGAAGAAACGCGCGGUAGAGCAAGCGACCUUGAGUCACUUCGAUUCAAAGAUGUAGAAGUUUACACAGUGGCUCCUACUUUCCGAGAGGAACAUAAGGAUGAUUACACGAACGCACCAGUUACUAUUGUUGCAGUAUAUAUUGGCGAUGAGCCUAAGUGGUUUGGUAAAAGCGAGCUGGUUACUAAAUAUGGAAAUCAGAUCAGAGACAAAAUGGAAACUCACGUAGAAGCUGCUGGAAUUACGAAAGAAUAUGAGGGUUAUGUUAAGCCAAGGAAAUACCAAGAAACUGUAAGGGCCAGGAAGCCACGAGUGCCCAUUUGGAGGCGCGAGAACACAACCCAAGUUGAGGAGGAGGAGGAGGAGGAGGAGGAGGAUAGUGAAGACCAAGAGGGAAUAGACAUGUCAAAUGAGGAGACUAUGAAGCUGUUCAGACUAAUGCUAGCAGCUCAAAAGGGCCCUAAAACACGCCAGCGAGGGGGAAAACGGAAGUAA
Venustampulla echinocandica is the source of this 2634-nucleotide messenger RNA. RefSeq lists its product as uncharacterized. Bases 1 to 2634 code for a protein of 877 amino acids. The transcript has 2 exons. The record is from RefSeq and is a predicted model, not a curated record. Lineage: Eukaryota; Fungi; Ascomycota; Leotiomycetes; Helotiales; Pleuroascaceae.